UUUGAGAACGAUUUUAGUGGGCAUUUUGUAGCUGAGUUUUAUGGUCGACGAAGAGUUCGCUAAGUUAGUGGUCAAUACAAUUCGCCUGCUCCCGCUGCUCGAAACACCAAUGAACGUGCUAUCAGUUCGAGGCUGUCGCAUAGAUUGGACGCCCUAAUGCUAACACAUGUGUAAACCUAUAUCUAAACCACGUCCGUGUGCCCAGCGUCGUCGAGGAAGGACUUGGCGGAACAGAAUCUGAGCCCAGGACAGCCCAAGUCCACGACCAUAGUCAAGUAUGAGAAGUCCUCGUGCCUCUUCUGCAACGAAUGGUUUGAUGCCCAGACAUUCACGGUUAUACUCGCCACACUUUCCAGUCCUCCUUUGAUUACAAUUACAUUACUCCCUUUGGAUGCGACUGCAGGAACACUUGAUCCACUGCGGCCAGGUGUUGGAGGAGUGUCCGAACGGCUGCCAGGCCUUCAUCCCGCGAAUCCGCAUGCGCUCCCACCUCAAGGAGUGUCCCAGGACCAAUCUGCAGAGCCUCAACGGCCAGAGAAUGAGUGUCAGCAUGGACCGCCUCGAUCGACAGUCCGACCAGCGCCUCCUUGUGAUUGAACAGGACGUGGGCACCAUCCGGUCCGUCCUCAACGAAGAGAUCCGCCAGCGUCUGCACCUCAUCACCGACGUGGGCAACAUCCGCAAGCAGAACCAAGUCGUCGAGGAUUGGACCCGCGACACCGACAAGGCGCUCGACGACCUCCGCCGCCAGAUGGACGAGGAGGCAUCUCAGAGGGCCUUCCUGACCGAACAGAACCAGCUCGAUUUCCAAUACUGCUGCAACGUUACACAGUCCUUAAAGGAGCAAGUCGAGUCAAGACUGGACGAGGCUCAAAAGAUGGUAAACCAGCUCUCAGCGGACGUGACCUUGCACCAGAAUCAGCUUAACGACAACAUCCUCAAGCUGGAGGAGCUGAUCUUUGAGAACGAAAGGCUUAAUAGGGAGAAGUUCUUUCAGAUCGAGGAGUUCCUCCAGCAGAUCAAUGAGGACAUCAAAACAAGGCUGGCCAAUAGUGACUACGUCCUUUCGAAGCAGGCAACACUGGACUACGAGGUCAAGAACGUUAAAAGCAUCGUGUGUGAGACUGAGGAGCGUUGCGACAAAUUGGACCGCGCCUUGCACCAGACCAUGCAAAACCUGUCGGACCUGGAGACCCAAAUGGCCAUGCAGCAGCGCAUUGCUAGCGUGCAGAACAUAAGAGGGCACCUGAUUUGGCGCAUCAAGGACUAUUCCAAGAAACUAGAUGAAUCGAAGCAGUACGACACCAUUCUGCACAGCGCCAUGUUCUCCAACAAAGCAUUUAGCUAUGCCCUUCGGCUGGAUAUAUACUUGAACGGCAAGGGCACCUGGAAGGGGCGUAAUAUGAUCGCCUGCCUCAACGUUUUAUCUGGGGAGUACGAUCCCCUUUUGGCCUGGCCCUGUCGUCUGCAGGCCGAGAUCAUUAUCCGGGAUCAGUGCUCGAAUGCGGCGGAAGCGGAGGACUAUGUUAAAACCAUCUUUGUGCGCAAGAAGAGCGACGACUUUCUGCAGAGCAACCAGUACUUCCAUAUACCCCACAAGGUCAUAACCAGCCGAAACUAUCUCCGCAACGAUUCUAUGUUUAUCGAGGUUCGAGUUCUCAAAUAAUUCACUUUAAACUAGUAACUAGACCAUGGAACCCCAUACCGACAAGGAAAACUUCCGCUGAUGUAUUGCACACAUAUAUAAUAAUUUAUUCAGUUGAGAGCGAACUAGAAGUAAAAAAACAUGCUCACAAACUCGAGUACGUAUAGUGUAUAAUUGAAUACAACGAUUUGGUUCAAUAUGCAUAUAUUUCUGUGUAUGUUUGAGUUGUAAAUGCUUUGAAGUAGACAAUAAAGUUACAUUGAGGCACUCUUGAGACGAAA
Molecule: messenger RNA, 1926 nt
Organism: Drosophila elegans
Lineage: Eukaryota; Metazoa; Arthropoda; Insecta; Diptera; Drosophilidae
Gene: Traf-like
Product: TNF receptor-associated factor 3
Exons: 6
Coding region: 392-1666 (424 amino acids)
Biological process (GO): protein K63-linked ubiquitination; positive regulation of JNK cascade; regulation of canonical NF-kappaB signal transduction
Cellular component (GO): plasma membrane signaling receptor complex; cytoplasmic side of plasma membrane
Molecular function (GO): tumor necrosis factor receptor binding; ubiquitin protein ligase binding
Source: RefSeq, a predicted model, not a curated record